This is a messenger RNA of Oncorhynchus mykiss (rainbow trout), 782 nucleotides long. NCBI's taxonomy places the organism in Eukaryota, Metazoa, Chordata, Actinopteri, Salmoniformes, Salmonidae. The record is from RefSeq and is a predicted model, not a curated record.
ACAAGCAUGUGACGAAUAGAAUUUGAUUUGAUAUUUUCAAUAGGGAAAGAGUGCUUCCGUACUCCGCUCGUUCUCGCUUGCGUAGAUUGAGUUGGAAACGUGACUUUGCCGCGUCUCAAGGCGCGCGCAUCAGGUAGCCUUGACCAUAUAAACCAUCCGGAUUUGGGAACAAUAAAACGCACAACAAGAACACAGUGAAAACCGGUGAAGCAAGCCUGCUGCAGAAUGGCCAACACACUGAGACCCUGGUUGAUCCUUGUCGUCCUCGUCCUGGGCGUGCUGGUUUGUCUGGGCACUUUCACGGAUGCCUACUUUACCAAGCCGGUGAGCCCCGACGACAACGCGCCUCCGGAGGAAUGGGCCAGAUACAACACAGCACUGCGACACUACAUCAACCUCAUCAAUAGACAGAGGUAUGGAAAGAGGUCUGCACCUGAGUCAGCUCUGGGGUGGUUGCUGUUCAGAGAUGAGUCGGAAGGCAAUUUAACACAACGGUGAGAGGAUGAAGAGACUGAGGGAAAGGUUCGGGUGGCAGUGAUCUCGGAUAAAUCUGGGUCCCGUCCCACUGGCAUGCUGUUCCACUCAAAUGGUGGGCCUUACAACAACUCAAAUAGGCUGCUCAACUGGCAACCUUCACUGGACUGUGUGGCCCACUAUUUAUUUUCAACAUCUCUGUCUCUCUUUCUCACUCUCUCAUUCCAACACAUAAUUGUCUAUUUUUGGUUGUUGACAUAAUUUGUAAUUAAAUUCAACAAUGAAUAAUAAAUAAAUGUGUUAUAAUA